ACUGGGGAGGGGUGCAGGGGGAGGGGCAACAGGCCGGGCUUUCCAGCUGCAAACUCGUCUGGCGCCGAGGCGGGCCCGUUUUGUGCCUCCUGGGGACCGGCCGUGGGCGGCGCACAGCGCCUGGACGCGUCCUGCAGACUUGGUGGCCAGCGCCUUCGUGCAGACUCCAGCGGGUGGACUCCCUCUGGCCUCCGGGAGCUGCGACAGGGCUGCGUGUUGCUGAUGGACGAGUGGCAGUUCCGGGGGAGAAGCUAAAGCCUGGUCGGUGACGGAAAGUUUUCUGGAAUGAUGGGGACCUCCCUUGUGGCCCUGCUGAUCUUAGGCUGUCUCCUGCCAGGGCCCGGCCUAAUCCUCUGCCAGCUUUCAUUACCCUCGAUCCUUCCAAACGAAAAUGAAAAGGUCGUGCAGCUGAAUUCGUCCUUUUCUCUGAGAUGCUUUGGGGAGAGUGAAGUGAGCUGGCAGUACCCCAUGUCUGAAGAAGAGAACCCCAAUGUGGAAAUCAGAAAUGAGGAGAACAACAGCGGCCUCUUUGUGACUGUGCUGGAAGUGGUCAAUGCGUCCGCGGCGCACACAGGCCUGUACACUUGCUAUUACAACCACACGCAGACGGAGGAAAUGGAGCUCGAAGGCAGACACAUCUACAUCUAUGUGCCAGACCCAGAUGUAGCCUUUGUACCUUUGGGAAUGACCGAUUAUUUGGUCAUCGUGGAGGAGGAUGAUUCUGCCAUCAUACCUUGUCGCACGACUGACCCCGAGACUCCGGUCACCUUGAUAAGCAGUGACGGGGUGGUGCACGCCUCCUAUGACAGCAGACAGGGCUUCAAUGGGACCUUCAGCGUCGGGCCCUAUAUCUGUGAAGCUACCGUUAGGGGGAAGAAGUUCCAGACCAUUCCAUUUAAUGUUUAUGCUCUAAAAGCAACAUCAGAACUUGAUCUAGAAAUGGAAGCUCUUAAAACUGUGUAUAAGUCAGGGGAGACGAUUGUGGUCACCUGUGCUGUCUUUAACAACGAGGUGGUCGACCUUCAGUGGACGUACCCCGGAGAAGUGAAAGGCAAAGGCAUCACCAUGCUGGAGGAAAUCAAGGUCCCGUCCAUCAAAUUGGUGUAUACGCUGACGGUCCCCGAGGCCACGGUGAAAGAUAGUGGAGAUUACGAAUGUGCUGCCCGCCAGGCCACCAAGGAGGUCAAAGAGAUGAAGAAAGUCACCAUUUCUGUCCAUGAGAAAGGGUUCAUUGAAAUCAAACCCAACUUCAGCCCGUUGGAAGCUGUUGACCUACAUGAAGUCAAACAUUUCGUGGUGGAUGUGCAGGCCUACCCCCCUCCCAAGAUAUCCUGGCUGAAGGACAAUCUGACUCUGAUUGAAAAUCUCACAGAGAUCACCACGGACAUAGAAAAGAUUCAGGAAAUUAGAUAUCGGAGCAAAUUAAAGCUGAUCCGUGCUAAGGAGGAAGACAGUGGUCAUUACACAAUUGUCGUUCAAAACGAAGACGAUGUGAAGAGCUAUACUUUUGAACUCUUAACUCAAGUUCCCUCUUCCAUUCUGGACUUGGUCGACGACCACCAUGGCACUACGGGGGGCCAGACCGUGAGAUGCACCGCUGAAGGGACGCCACUUCCUGACAUCGAGUGGAUGGUUUGCAAGGAUAUUAAGAAGUGUAAUAAUGAAACUUCAUGGGCGAUUUUGGCCAGCAAUAUCUCAAACAUCAUCACGGAGGUCCACCCCCGAGACAGGAGUACUGUAGAGGGACGAGUGACAUUCACCAGAGUGGAGGAGACCAUCGCUGUCCGAUGUCUGGCCAAGAACCUCCUUGGGGCUGAGAGCCGGGAGCUGAAGCUGGUGGCUCCCACACUGCGAUCCGAGCUCACUGUGGCUGCUGCGGUCCUCGUGCUGCUGGUGAUUGUGAUCGUCUCACUCAUUGUCCUGGUUGUCAUUUGGAAACAGAAACCGAGGUAUGAAAUCCGUUGGAGGGUCAUUGAAUCCAUCAGCCCUGAUGGACAUGAAUAUAUUUAUGUGGACCCAAUGCAGCUGCCUUAUGACUCGAGAUGGGAGUUUCCAAGAGAUGGACUUGUGCUUGGUCGGAUCCUGGGAUCUGGUGCAUUCGGGAAAGUGGUUGAAGGAACCGCCUAUGGGUUAAGCCGCUCCCAGCCUGUCAUGAAAGUAGCCGUGAAGAUGCUAAAACCCACAGCCAGAUCCAGUGAGAAGCAAGCUCUCAUGUCGGAACUGAAGAUAAUGACUCACCUGGGGCCACAUUUGAACAUUGUGAACUUGCUGGGAGCCUGUACCAAGUCAGGCCCUAUUUACAUCAUCACGGAGUACUGCUUCUAUGGGGAUUUGGUCAACUAUUUGCAUAAGAACAGGGAUAGCUUCCUGAGCCGCCACCCGGAGAAGCCAAAGAAGGAGCUGGACAUUUUCGGAUUGAACCCUGCGGAUGACAGCACGCGGAGUUACGUUAUUUUAUCUUUUGAAAACAACGGGGACUACAUGGACAUGAAGCAGGCUGACACCACACAGUACGUCCCCAUGCUGGAGAGGAAGGAGGUCUCUAAGUACUCGGACAUCCAGAGAUCGUUGUAUGAUCGCCCAGCCUCCUACAAGAAGAAAUCUGUGUUAGACUCAGAAGUCAAAAACCUCCUUUCGGACGAUAACUCAGAAGGCCUUACUUUGUUGGAUUUGUUGAGUUUUACCUAUCAAGUUGCGCGAGGAAUGGAAUUUUUGGCUUCGAAAAACUGCGUCCACCGGGACCUGGCUGCCCGAAAUGUCCUCUUGGCGCAAGGGAAAAUCGUGAAGAUCUGUGACUUUGGUCUGGCCAGAGACAUCAUGCAUGAUUCCAACUACGUGUCUAAAGGCAGCACCUUCCUCCCCGUGAAGUGGAUGGCCCCCGAGAGCAUCUUCGAUAAUCUCUACACCACACUGAGUGACGUCUGGUCUUACGGCAUUCUGCUCUGGGAGAUCUUUUCUCUUGGAGGCACCCCCUACCCUGGCAUGAUGGUGGAUUCGACUUUCUACAAUAAGAUCAAGAGCGGCUACCGGAUGGCCAAGCCUGACCAUGCCACCAGUGAAGUCUACGAGAUCAUGGUGAAGUGCUGGCACAGUGAGCCAGAGAAGAGACCCUCCUUCUAUCACCUGAGUGAGAUUGUGGAGAAUCUGCUGCCUGGACAAUACAAGAAGAGUUACGAGAAGAUUCACCUGGAUUUCCUGAAGAGCGACCACCCCGCCGUGGCACGCAUGCGUGUGGACGCCGACAAUGCCUACAUCGGCGUCACCUACAAAAACGAGGAGGACAAGCUGAAGGACUGGGAGGGCAGCCUGGACGAGCAGCGGCUGAGUGCGGACAGCGGCUACAUCAUCCCCCUGCCCGACAUCGACCCCGUCCCUGAGGAGGAAGACCUGGGCAAGAGGAACAGACACAGCUCGCAGACCUCCGAAGAGAGCGCUAUUGAGACAGGUUCCAGCAGCUCUACCUUCAUCAAGAGAGAGGACGAAACCAUCGAGGACAUCGACAUGAUGGACGACAUUGGCAUAGACUCCUCAGACCUGGUAGAGGACAGCUUCCUGUGACUGGGAGAUUUCGGCGGGGACCUUCCACUCCUGGAGCCACUUUGGAUCCCUUUAAGCAAACCACUUUAUUGCAAUGCAGAAGUUUGGGAGGAGGACUUGGAUGAGGUGUCAAGAGAAGUUCCCAGCCAAGGGCCUCAGGGAGCCUGGUCACUACGGCUGAAUAGGAGAUUUCGAGAUGGACUUCGUUGCCUUGCCUUUUCGCUGUGAUUCAGUAGCACCUCAGCAGCGUGUGAACUCUGGAGAUGGAUGGACAAGGAAGCGAUAGGCCACGGAAGGUGAACUCCGUGUGUCAAGGGCAUUUGGUGAGAUUCCAACAGACACAACAACUUCGAUUGUGAGAAAACUCCAGUAUUGUAAUUAUGUAAAUAGGUCUAACGGAGGAUGUGUUUAGGUUUGUAUUAACUGUCUUCUCUGGACUUCUGAAGAGACCACUCGUCCCAUCCAUGUACUUCUGCUUGAAAACUGGUAUCAGCUGCUGUUGAGCUCCUCUGUGAAGUACAUGCAAAACCACUUUUGAACCUUAAAAGGUACUGGUACUAUAGUAUUUCACUUUUUUUUGUUUUUUUUUAGUGUUAAAGAGAUAACGAAUAACAAUUAACCAA
This is a messenger RNA of Mustela lutreola (European mink), 4160 nucleotides long. It is a transcript of the gene PDGFRA, whose product is annotated as platelet derived growth factor receptor alpha. The record is from RefSeq and is a predicted model, not a curated record. Gene Ontology annotation, molecular function: ATP binding; platelet-derived growth factor binding; platelet-derived growth factor alpha-receptor activity. Gene Ontology annotation, cellular component: signaling receptor complex. The transcript has 23 exons. The coding region runs from base 286 to 3558 and encodes 1090 amino acids. Lineage: Eukaryota; Metazoa; Chordata; Mammalia; Carnivora; Mustelidae. Gene Ontology annotation, biological process: positive regulation of kinase activity; embryonic cranial skeleton morphogenesis; platelet-derived growth factor receptor signaling pathway.